Messenger RNA from Ixodes scapularis (black-legged tick), 3008 nucleotides. Its product is annotated as RNA-binding protein 5-A. Gene Ontology annotation, molecular function: RNA binding. Gene Ontology annotation, cellular component: nucleus. Gene Ontology annotation, biological process: mRNA splicing, via spliceosome. The record is from RefSeq and is a predicted model, not a curated record. NCBI's taxonomy places the organism in Eukaryota, Metazoa, Arthropoda, Arachnida, Ixodida, Ixodidae.
UAGAAAGGAGGCUAAGGUUGUCGUUCGCCAUCUUGAAAUGUUGACGUGAGAUUCUUUCGCGAAGAAAGCGCCCGACCACACAAAAACACUCCAAUAUCGCACGCUCGACUUCGUGUCGCGCCGCGAACUAUAACUCGUUGAACCUACGACGGUACUUGUGUCGAAAAGCAAGGUAAGCUUCUGGCCCCCAGAAGCAACGGCCGGUGAUGGUUUCCCCUCGACUGCCGAGAUUGGAAGCCUUGGGUCUCGCAGCCUUUUUGCGGUUGCUGCGUGUUUAGGGAAAACGCCGUAGAGACGGAACCGUGGGGUCACUUGUUCCGUUUUUGUCGUGCCCCUGGCCGCGUGCUUUUUCAAAAAACAUCUUUCUCGAUCUACGCACGCCCCACGAACAGAGCGCAUCCUCGCGCCCCAGGGAGCCCGAGAUGAGCGUGGACUACGCUCACGAGUACGGCGGUGGCAUGGACACCGGCGCCUACGACGGGGUCGCCUUGGCACCGUCGAGCGGAUCCAACUUGACUGGUUCGAGGGACGAACGCUCCCGGGACCGAGACAGGGACCGGCGGAGUGAACGGAGCCGCGGCCGCGAAAGAGACUACCGCGGCAGCGACCGUGAUCGUGAUCGAGGCGAUCGGAUGGAGCGUGGUGUGGACCGCAGCAUGGACCGUGGACCGGACCGUGGACCGGACCGCGGACCGGAUCACCGCGGCGGCGACCGCGGCAGCGACCGAGGCCGCGACAGAGACCGUGACCGGGACAGGGACUUCCUCGACGCCUCUCCCAACAGCCGGGACAUCGCAGCCCGCGAUGUAGACUACCGGGAGUUCAACGAACCGCCUGACCGGUACCGGCGGCGGGAGGCUCACCACAGCGGCGAGGACGACAGGGACCGCUCGCGACGGCGGGAGCGGGACUGGGACCGGGACCGGGAUCGCGACAGAGACUGGGACCGCGGCGACCGGGACCGCAGUCGGGACCAUUCGUGGGAGCGCAACAUGCGAGACCGGGGAGGAGAGAGAAGGGAGGAGAUCCCCAACAACACGAUUAUGGUCCGGGGCAUGCCCAUCGAGACCACCGAGCCGGAGCUCAGAAACGAGGUUACUCGCUACGGCCUUGAGCCCAAAGACAUCCGUCUGAUGAAACGCAAGGACACAGGUGCCUCCCGGGGGUUUGCGUUUGUGGAGUUUCGCUAUCUCUCCGAAGCGGUUCGGUGGAAGGAACUUACAAAGGGGGUCGUGCAGAUGGGUGACGUGCGCUGCAGCCUCCACUACUCCAUUCCCAAGGACGGGGGACCCGUGGGGCUGGACCGCGCCAGCCUGUUGGCCAGGACAGACUGGAACUGCGGCAAGUGUGGUGUAAACAACUUCAGACGCAGGGACAACUGCUUCAAGUGCAGUGCGGCGAGGGAAGAUGCGGAGAUUCCCAACUCUGGGGACGGCUUCGAUGAGAUCAGUUCGGUGCCAACGAACACCCUCCUGCUGCGCAACCUGGACGUGCUGACGACGGAGGAGCGGGUGCUGGCGGUGCUGGGCCAGACGACCAACGUGCCCAUCAAGAGCCUGAAGGUGGCCAGGGACCCAGCCACGGGCACCUCCCGGGGGUUCUGCUACGUGGAGCUGCACACCGUGGCCGAGGCCGCGCAGCUGGACGACCUCCUGCUCAACCUGGGAGGGCAGUUCUAUGUGGACGGACGGCAAGUGCUCGUGGCCUACGCUAGGAAGCCACGGGUGUCCUUGAGUGGGAACACCGCGAGCGUUGCAAGCGUCGCCCUCGCAGCUGCCCAGUGGACCAAUCAGCCGUCUUCUGCAGCUGUAGUACAGCAGGGUGCGGUGGCUGCAGCGGCACCGGUGACCUAUGGCCCACACCCUCCCGACGCCGCAGCAGCCGCACAGAUGGCACAAGAGCCGGUGAUGAGGGAGACUCCUGUCCACACGCCCAAGGCCAGUGCGACGGUGUCCAGCCUGGGCACGGUGCUGGUGGACGGGGUGAACUACCCCCGCUACCCGGUCCCGGACGUGUCCACGUAUCGCUACGACGACAAGUCGGGCUACUACUACGACGCCUCCACGGGGCUGUACUACGACGCCAACUCGCACUACUACUACAACGCGGAGGCCCAGCAGUACAUGUACUGGAACAACGACAAGCAGACCUACCUGCCGGCACCCACCAGCAGCUCCACGGCCGAGCAAGUGGCACAGGCGGCGGCCAACACGGGCGGAGACGGUACGGACGCCGAAAAGGGGAAGGGCGGCAAGAAAGAGGGCAAGGAGGACAAGGUGAAGAUUGCCAAGAAAAUUGCCAAGGACAUGGAGCGCUGGGCCAAGACGCUGAAUCAGAAGAAGGAGAAUGCCAAGCAGGGCCUGGUGGCCUCGCAGCCUACAGGCGACGAGCGGCAGUCCGCGGCCGCGGACGCCGGCUUUGCGGUCCUCGAGAAGCACCACACCGCGCCUGAGCGAAUAGCCUUUGGGGGUAGCCUGCUCCAGCGAGAGGCUGCACUCGACACAACAGGCAUCUCUGCGAUGGGGCCCCGGGAGUCCGUGCUGGUGCCGGAGUAUGGGGCCGGGUCGGACUCUGACUCGGAGGCGGAGUCCGGUGGGGUGGACGAGAGCCGCCUGGUGGACUGGGCGAAGCUGGCCUGCCUGCUCUGCAAGCGCCAGUUCCCUUCCCGGGAGGUGCUCACUAAGCACACCCAGCUCUCAGACCUCCACAAGCAAAACUUGGAAGCUCUGCGGUUGUCGAGGUCGACGGGUGGUCCAGAUUCCCAGGGCAGCUACCGGGACAGGGCCCGGGAGCGACGCAUCAAGUACGGCCAGCCCGAGCCUCCCCAGACGGGCACGGUGCACAAAGAGAAAGUGGCUAGGCCCGUGCCGGCCCAGCAGAACUAUGAGGAGCCGACGAAGGCGGGCAUUGGCGAGGAUAAUAUUGGCAACAAGAUGCUCAAGGCCAUGGGCUGGUCCGAGGGCCAGGGGCUUGGGAAGAGCAACACGGGCACCACCAACAUUGUCGAG